UGAGAGAGAGUGAGAUUAUUGUGUGUGUGUGUGUGUGUGUGUGUGUGUGUGUGUGUGUGUGUGUGUGUGUGAGAGUGAGAUUAGUGUGUGUGAUGAAUAGAGACUAAAGUUCUGAUGGGGAAUGGGUUCUGCAGCCAGCAGCUCAACAACACACAUCGUACAUGAAACCAAUUCAUCAUCACAGCCAAUGGACAAAGUCGCAUUAUCAUCAUCAUCAUUUUUAUCUAGUUCCUGUCCCCGGGCCCCUCCCACCAUCAUCAUCACUGCUCCGUCCCGGGAGAACCUGCUGGCUCCAUCUACCGACCAAUCCAUACAGAAGGCUAAUCAGGAGCGCAGACCGGGCAGCCCCAUCGUUGUAGGGAGGGGAUUCAUCAUCAGCAGAGCCUAGCACACACACACACACACACACACAUACACAUCACAGAAAGAGAUACACAGUUCUUGGAGAAUGGACAGGAGAACACCAAUAAUCCUCUCAGCAGUCUGAACCUUUCUGUGUAGUCUUCUGAACUAAAACAGAUUACUGAUGUGUACAGAACAGACUCGAUGACGGCCCAGUAGAACAGUUUCAGCAGCUCCUGAGAUGGAGAACGCGGUGGAUCCUGAAAUGAAGCUCAUCAGGCUGAAAUCUCUCAAAACCAACAGGAGCUGUACUGUUCCUUACUCCGAGCAGUUGGGGAACUGCAGGAGUGUCAAAGAGUUUGAGAAACUCAACCGCAUUGGAGAGGGAACAUACGGCAUCGUGUACAGAGCCCGUGACACACACACACAUGAAAUUGUUGCCCUAAAGAAAGUGCGCAUGGAUAAAGAGAAGGACGGGAUCCCUAUCAGCAGUCUGAGAGAGAUCACGCUCCUCCUCAGGCUCAGACACCCGAAUAUUGUGGAGCUGAAGGAGGUGGUGGUGGGGAGCCAGUUAGAGAGCUUGUUCCUGGUGAUGAGUUACUGUGAGCAGGACUUGGCCAGCCUCCUGGAGAACAUGCAGUCUCCCUUCUCAGAGGCACAGGUGAAGUGUAUUGUUCUGCAGCUGCUCAGGGGUCUGGUGUAUCUCCAUCACAACUUCAUCCUGCACAGGGAUCUGAAAGUGUCCAAUCUUCUGAUGACAGAUAAAGGAUGUGUGAAGAUUGCGGAUUUUGGCCUGGCACGUGUGUAUGGAGUCCCUCAGCAGCCCAUGACCCCUAAAGUAGUGACCCUGUGGUACAGAGCACCCGAGCUCCUUCUGGGCACCAAGACACAGACCACGGCACUGGACAUGUGGGCAGUAGGAUGUAUCCUGGCUGAACUCCUGGCCCAUAAGCCCUUGUUGCCUGGCAGUUCAGAGAUCCAGCAGUUGGAUCUGAUUGUACAGCUGUUGGGAACCCCUAACGAGAACAUCUGGCCGGGUUUCUCAUGUCUCCCCCUGGUGGGGCAGUACAGUCUGAGGAAACAACCAUACAACAACCUAAAGAACAAAUUCACCUGGCUGUCAGAGGCUGGACUUCGCCUCCUCAACUUACUCUUUAUGUACAACCCCCACCGCAGGGCCUCAGCCAAGGACUGCUUGGAGAGUUCGUAUUUCAAAGAGAAACCACUGCCUUGUGAACCAGAGCUCAUGCCCACCUUCCCUCACCAUCGGAACAAAAGGGUGGGGCCAAUAGCCGAGAGCCAAUCAAAACGGAGCAAACCGGGCCACUCCCUUGCAUCCUGAUCCUGGACACCUGAUCAGAAAAGAACUGUAGUCGUGUAGCCAGGAACCAAUCAGAAUGAAGCACCUUCUCAGUCUUAUCAGCCCAUCAGAAGGAAGUCAGGUGUGAUAACGGCUUAGAGUUUAGAGCUCGUACAGCACACCUGAGACAGGUAACACACACGACUGCUCAAGGGUGUGUGUGUGUUUCUGAUGAGAUCAGUAUCUACACGUGUGUUACUCAGUACCAGUGCUGCCUGUGUGCACUGAGACAGUUAAUAAUGAUGUGAAGUUCUCAGUGUGUCUCAGUCUGUGCUGCAGUGUCUGAAGAUGUUCCACGUGUGUUAUGUGUUUACUGCUGAUCAGCAGCUUUGUGUGUUUAAAACAAGCUGCUGGUGGAAUUUUAUGUUUAUUUUUCGGUAAAAUCUGAUUUUUUUUUCUCUCCUUUACAUUCCUUAAGGAAUUUUGCGGAAAAGAUUUGCGAUGGUUAUCUAACUAACCCGAGCUUGACUCCGCCCACCCUAACCAACACAGUUAAAUGUAAUGUGUUAAUAAAUAAUAAACAUGGUUAUUUAUUCUGA
Tachysurus fulvidraco (yellow catfish) is the source of this 2241-nucleotide messenger RNA. It is a transcript of the gene cdk10, whose product is annotated as cyclin-dependent kinase 10. Gene Ontology annotation, molecular function: cyclin-dependent protein serine/threonine kinase activity; ATP binding. Gene Ontology annotation, biological process: protein phosphorylation; regulation of mitotic cell cycle. Gene Ontology annotation, cellular component: nucleus. Lineage: Eukaryota; Metazoa; Chordata; Actinopteri; Siluriformes; Bagridae. The record is from RefSeq and is a predicted model, not a curated record. The transcript has 16 exons. Bases 584 to 1684 code for a protein of 366 amino acids.